Molecule: messenger RNA, 315 nt
Organism: Linum tenue
Lineage: Eukaryota; Viridiplantae; Streptophyta; Magnoliopsida; Malpighiales; Linaceae
Source: the annotation of a GenBank genome assembly
AUGAGCAGGAGAGGAGUCGCGGAGGCGCUCACGUCCGAUAAUCGAGCUUCUCGUCCGGAGGAGAAGAAGCGAAUCGAGGCCCUCGACGGUUACGUGGAUUGCCGCAGGGGUGUUUGGCGGAUUCGAGGGUCUCUUGCGGUGACGAGAGGGAUCAGAGAUGGGCAUCUUAAGGAGUUCGUGGUUGCCGAGCCGGUGACCAAAGUUGUGCGAAUUCAAUGUGUUUGGGAGUUUCUGAUCUUGACCUCCGAUUGGUUGCGGGAUAAUGUAAGAAAGAUUGAUACCACUUUGUUCAUAGGUAUUGAUUGGGGAAACUGA